AUGAUGACACUAAUUUUCCAGAUAUUUUUGUCUCUUUUGACAUUGGUAUCGUGUUUGUCUUCUUUCAAGGAAUGUGAAACUCAAUUAGCCGAUCUUGAUCGCAGUUUUUCUAGUGUUGGUCCAAAUAUCCAAUUAUUACAAGAUUAUGAGGCUCUUUUAUCCACAAUUGUUAGUUCUUCGUCGAAAAAUAAAAAUGAAGCAUUAACGGCCACCGAAAAAUCAAUUCUUUUGCCAAAAAUUUAUUAUAAAAAAGGGCUAAUUGAAUUAUUUUUAGGGAAAGAAUCGAAAGCAAUUGCUGAUUUCCAAAACUGCAUUGAACACGAUAAUUCGAUGAAUAUUGCCAAAGUAAGGUUAUUGAAAUUGUACUUAUUGCACGGGAAAUACAAAGAAUUCGACAAUUUGAGAGAUUCUCAGCUUGGUGAUCCAAAAUUCAAGUCUUUCUUUGAAUCGAAUGGUGAAAUUAAGGAAAUUGUGGACCAAUUUAACGACGUCAAGCAGAAGUUGAUCAAGUCAGAAGAUUUCAUGAAACAAAAGAAAUACAGUGAUUGUAUCAAUAUGGUUUCCAACGCCAUUUCAAUCUCUCCUUCAUACUCUCAUCUUUAUAAUAUCAGAUUACAGUGCUCCAUCAAUGCUGCGAUCAACAAUGAAAAGCAAAAAGCCGGUGAUGAAACAACUCAACCGGUCAAUCUACGGAGAGAUUUAGCUUCUAACUUGAUUCCAGAUUAUUUAAUAUUAGAGAAGUUGAACCCUCUAUCGAUUGAAAACUAUAUCAAUUUAUCGCACCUUUAUUUUUUCGGAUUGGAUGAAUUUGAAAAUGCCGCCAAACAUAUAAGAAAAGGCUUGCAUUACGAUAUGGACGAUAAAGAUUUGAAACAAUAUUCGUUAUUUUUUAAAAGAAGCGAAAAAGUGUUGAAACAGAUCAAAAAAUUUAAAGACUACAACGCUUGGUUAUUUAACAAGGAGGAAGUGGCGAGAGAGGAAAUUGAUGCAAAUUACAUUACUUCUGAAGAUUAUGCUGAAAUUAUUCAAUUAUUAUUCCAUGAAAAGCCAAAUAUUCCUGUCAGGGAUAUCAGAAGAGUCUACGACAAUAAAGAAUUCGCAAAUAAUUUUGAGUUUUUCGAGCAUCUUGACAAUCAAUUUAACGAGAAGUUUUUCAAAAGUCGUGAAUCGAAUUGGCAAUCAAAAUUAGGGUUUUCCAAAAAGAGUUCUGGGGAUAGUCAUCUUAUUAACGGGUUGAUGUCAGAUUUGAAUAAAAUUGCUUGUGUGGCGUAUUUAAGUGAAAAGAAACUUGGUCUCAGUAAACCAUACUGUUUGAAAGUUUUGGCCAUUGAAAUGCAAAAUGAGGAUAUUAUUAACCCCCAGGAAUACGUAUCAUCAUUCCUACCAUCUAUGAUAUUUGAGAUCCAGAAAUUCAUCAAGAGUAAAGAUUUAACCAAGUUGAAGCCUAUAUAUGAAAAGUUUAAGGAUAAUGAGAAUCUCAAAAAGAUUCCGCUUUUCAACAAGUUUUAUGGCAAAAUUGAAAAAAUGUUUGCCAAACAACAGCAAAAGUUCCAACAACAACAACAACAACAACAACAACAACAACAACAAAGGCAGCAACAGCAGCAGAAUUUCAGACAACAACAAUAUCAAAACCAACAGAGACAAAACUCUCCUCCAAAGAAUGAUUACUACAAAGUUCUUGGGGUCGAUAAGGGCUCAAGUGAUAGAGAUAUAAAGACCGCUUAUCGUAAUCUCGUGAAGAAGUACCAUCCAGAUAAGUACAAAGGUGAGGAUGCCGAAGAGAAAAUGGCAGAAAUUAAUACCGCGUACGAAGUAUUGUCAGAUGAAGAAUUGAGAGAAAGAUAUAACCGGGGGGAUGAUCCGAAUGAUCGUAGCGGUGGUGGCGGCGGUCACCAAGGCGGCAAUCCUUUUGCUAAUCGUGGAGGCUUCCAUAAUUUUGGAAAUGGUGGUAACUUCCAGUUCAACUUUGGAGGCUUUGAUUUUGGCGGGUUUGGGGGCAAUGCCGGACCAAAUAGAAGAGGCUGA
This is a messenger RNA of Saccharomycopsis crataegensis, 2028 nucleotides long. It is a transcript of the gene JEM1, whose product is annotated as Jem1p. The record is from RefSeq and is a predicted model, not a curated record. Lineage: Eukaryota; Fungi; Ascomycota; Saccharomycetes; Ascoideales; Saccharomycopsidaceae. Bases 1 to 2028 code for a protein of 675 amino acids. Gene Ontology annotation, biological process: protein folding in endoplasmic reticulum. Gene Ontology annotation, molecular function: protein-folding chaperone binding; misfolded protein binding. The transcript has a single exon. Gene Ontology annotation, cellular component: endoplasmic reticulum.